AGCGGGUGCAAAACAAGACGUCUGUAUGUCCAAAGAAUCUCUAGGGGAUAUCUCACUAUAGAUUCUUUGGUAUGUCUGUCGGAAAAUUAUAAACAGCGGGAUGUAUGUGGAGUUUUGAAAAUUUGUAAUUUUAGUAGUAGAAUUUGGAAUUCUCUUCUUUCCUAUUAAAAUUUUACCUUUGCAUAGGAACUGCUGUAGUACCACAUGGAAUUCAUUUAUUGGGAUCGUAAUGAACCACAUUGUUUCGACGAUUAUUCUUUAAUUUUGCCAUCUGUAGCGGUUGGUAAUGUUGGACAGCUUGCUGUGGAUUUACUACUUAAUAAUCUGAGAGUUGAGCAUCUUGGUUAUAUACAUCAUCCAUCUAUCUUGCCUAUAGUUGGUGCUGAUCCAUUUGAUCCUGGAAGGAAGAAACUAGCUACUAGCUGUGAAUUGUAUGAGUGCAAAGAAAAGAAGCUUGUAAUAAUUCAACAGCGAUCACCAAUAGUAUCUAGUAAAGUAUGUGAAUAUCAAGCAUUCCUGACUGCUUUCAUUAAAGAGCACAAAUUUAAAAAAACAGUCUUAUUAUCCAGUAGUUUUUCUCAGUUUUUCACUGUUGAUGAUCUUAGUGGGAUUCCUAUGCAUUAUCUAUGUUCUGUUAAUAUUGCCGAUGAAGAAACGUUCAAAGACUUAUCAUGGAAGAACUUUUCUUUACCAAAAAAUGUUAAUUCUAUUGAAACUUCUAAAAUACCUGGAGGUGGAAUUGCAACCACAUUGUUAGAUGAUUGUAAACAAAAGAAUAUUCCUCUCAUAGUUUUGAUACUUGUGUGUUCUGAAGGCUAUAACUAUCCUGAGGCAUUUCAAAUGGUUACAAAUUUGAAUAAUUGGUUACAUCUUAAGGAGGCUGAUCACACAAAUGAUAUGUGGAAAAUGCCUGUCUCUUGGGCGUUACCAUAUGGGAGUAAUGCACCUCAUACAAUAUACUAACUUGAAAAUUGCGCUGUAUUUCAGUAUGCCUUGAAUGAAAAUUUGUAAUAAAUGUGUAAUAAGUAAUAAAAUUUGUAAUUUUUGUAAUAAAUAUAUGCUUUUUGAAAAAUA
This is a messenger RNA of Stegodyphus dumicola, 1074 nucleotides long. RefSeq names its product proteasome assembly chaperone 2. NCBI's taxonomy places the organism in Eukaryota, Metazoa, Arthropoda, Arachnida, Araneae, Eresidae. Gene Ontology annotation, biological process: proteasome assembly. Gene Ontology annotation, cellular component: cytosol; nucleus. The record is from RefSeq and is a predicted model, not a curated record.